This is a messenger RNA of Oncorhynchus masou masou (cherry salmon), 4031 nucleotides long. It is a transcript of the gene csrnp2, whose product is annotated as cysteine-serine-rich nuclear protein 2. Gene Ontology annotation, molecular function: DNA-binding transcription factor activity, RNA polymerase II-specific; sequence-specific DNA binding. Gene Ontology annotation, cellular component: nucleus. Gene Ontology annotation, biological process: regulation of transcription by RNA polymerase II. Lineage: Eukaryota; Metazoa; Chordata; Actinopteri; Salmoniformes; Salmonidae. The record is from RefSeq and is a predicted model, not a curated record.
UGAGUAUACGGUUACACUGUAGCAUUCCUUACUCUAUUGUUACUUUGUAACAAACCGGGGCAGAGGCGAGGAAAAGGAGGACGUCAAUCUGGCAAAAAAUCCGUAACAAUUUGACAUUACUGUACCAAACAAGACGAAGAACGUAACGGUCAUUAUACUUGAAGAAAAACUGCAUCGAUCCGAUUGAAACCACCAUUGCAAAGAAAGGAUAAACGAAACAGAUGUCAGCGGAUUGCUCUUCCAAUGCAAGCAUUGAAAGGCUCAAACCAGGAAGAUAAGUCAUCCAGCAGUUAUCUCAAAUUGUAACAAACGAAACGGAUAAUGUCAGUAGUCUAAUAAAUUUCAACCAAACUGUUUGACGUCCUUCUUUCCCACCGCCUGCCCCGGCUUUAGGAUUGCUACGUCAAAGUUAAAUGGAACAUGCACUCCUUGAAGCGACCAUAAAAUAAAUGUCCUUUAUGUAGUCAGUUAGUUCGUUACACUAUUUCUGCAUUAGUAGGCUGACUAUCACAUAAAUAAGUAUUCAUACUGAAUAAAUGAACUAUUCGUUUUACUAUAGAAAGCUUUAGCCUACAACUAGAGAGAAGCUAAAACUGUCGGGAAAAAUCUAAAUAGGGCGUUUCAAGAUCCAAGAACAAUCCUCGGUGAAUAAAAGGAACGUUCAGCGUUUUGAUCGGGAGAAGAGGGUCCUUUUCUGCCGAAGACAUCAAGUUUCCAUGGAGGCAGUUUCGUCUCUCAGCCUCAAGCGAAGAUUUGAGGAGGUGGACAGUGGCUCUCCCUACUCUACACCAAAGGACUCUGACGAUGAAAUCUCCAGCAGUGACAGUGCUGACAGCUGUGAUAGCCUCAACCCCCCCUCCAGCACUGCACUCACACCAACCUCCAUCCUAAGACGGCACAAGCCCUCUCCAGGCCGGAAGCGGGUGCGGUUCGAUGUGGUGACGGUGUACUACUUCCCCAGGCGGCAGGGCUUUACCAGCGUGCCCAGCCAGGGGGGCAGCUCCCUAGGCAUGGCACGCCACCACUGCUCCAUCCGCCGAUACACACUGGGAGAGUUCGUCCGCGAGCAGGAGACCAGUCACCGCCACGCCCUGCGCCAACACCUCCGCCAGGAGAAGCUCAAUGCUCGCAAGAUAAAGCUGACGCGUAACGGUACGGUGCAGUGUGCCCAGGCUGACCUGUUGACCCUGGAGGACGUGUCAGACGACGACUUGGAUGUAGAGGGUGUGGAGGUGGACGACUGCUUCUUCCUGCAGCCGCUUCCCACAAAGCGGCGUCGGGCACUGCUCAGGGCCUCCGGGAUCGCCCGUAUAGACGCCCGGGAGAAGGCUGAGCUACGGACCAUCAGGCUGUCCAGGGAGGAAUGUGGCUGUGACUGCCGUUUCUACUGUGACCCCCGUCACUGUGGCUGCAGCCAGGCUGGCAUCAAGUGCCAGGUGGACAGGAUGUCUUUUCCCUGUGGCUGCUCUCGUGAUGGCUGUGGGAACUCGGCAGGCCGCAUCGAGUUCAACCCUCUCCGCGUGCGAACACACUACAUGCACACCAUCAUGAAGCUGGACCUGGAGAAGAGGAGGCUGCUGGGGCAGAAGGCAGGGGUCGGGGAACAGUAUGCAGAGUCUGACCUGCUCGCCUCCCCUUCCUCCACCAGGCCUCCCUCCCCAGACCCUGACCUGUCCACAGGGGCCAAUGGCCUGGACUCUGAGUUAGAGACAGAGGAGAGAGAGGUCCAGAUGGUCCUAGAGGCUCAGGACCUCCUGACUGACCAGGCCUGCCUCGAGCGUGAGAACGAGACCGCUGUGCUCCACCUGCAAAGUGCAGAGGAGCAGGAGAGGAUGAGGGAGGAAGAGGAGGAGGAGGAGGCACAACGGGGCAGGGGGGGAACAGGGGGCCUGGGGGAGCAGGCUUUGUGCCUUCUGCCUGGGGCCCUGCAGGGGGAGAUGCCUGGGGACACAGGUGUUGGGGUGGAGGGGGUCCCUAUCUCCCUCCUCCAGGGCCCGUUCCCCACUGGAGCUACCCUGCUCUGCAUCACAGAGAACCAGGAGGGAGAUGGGGAGGGGGACAACCCCUGUGGUGGCCUGAAAGACCCGGCCUCCUCCCUGCUCUACUACCAGAUAGGUCCCAUGGAGAACGAGACGUUUCACAAGUCUCUGCCUGAGCAGGAGGAGGCGUGUGUAGAGCGAGAACCAGGGGGAGGAGAGCAGCGAGGGAGGGAUGAGCAUGGAGGUAAUACCUGCGGGCAGGAUGAGGGCGAGCUUUCGCCCCCGGUGGCUCUGUGCUCAGAGAAUGGCGUGGGUGCUAAGGAGUUACCAUUCUGCCCCCAGCAAAGCUCCUUAGAAGGGCAGUGUCAGGAGGAGGCCUGCCUGGCCACAGAAGGAGAGUUGUACCCACCACUGCCCCCUGAAGUUUAGUACUAGCACCUCUGUCAAUGUUUUGCACAAUAGCUUCAUUUUGAGCUGAAUAAAGCCUACACUACAUGGAUAGACAAUGACUAUGAUGUUACAGGUUAGAAUUCAUAUUAGUAACCGUCAUUACUAGAAAAAUGUAUUUGGAAGAAAUGAGCUUGACCAUGAAAAUAAAGUGAAGGAGGGAAAAUCAUCCUGAAAGCACACCCAGAUCUUUCCCCUGCAGUAGUACUGUCAGUUCAGUUGUAAGUCAAUGAAAUGCUCUCAUUCUAACGGGGCUGGAGAUCAUGGGACCUGUCCCAAAUGGCACGCUAAUCCCUAUAUAGUGCACUACUUUUGUCCAGGGCCCAUAGGACUCUGGUCAAAAGUAGUGCACUAUGUAGGGAAUACGGUGCCAUUUGGGACGUUACCUGGUUGGCAUUAACGAAAGAAAGGACUGUAACUCAGUAACUGAGAACUAAGUAGUGUUGUUUUUAGUUCCCGGCACCACUAAGAGACGGUGUGGUGGUGUGAGUGAUAACAUUUGCUCUUGGAGACGUUGGUCAAGGGAGCAUUUCCGAAUAAUUCAUAGGAUUCCAGUGGCUUGAUUAAAACAAGAAGGUGGGGUCAGGAAGAACAUGUGCUCUGUUGUAUACUGAGUGAUACAAUAAACACCAGUUGUGUUGAAAAAGUUUGACUAAUUGGCUAGCAUUGUAAAUGUCACACUGGUCUGGUACACUUUGUCCAGCUGUUUAGCUGUAAGCUUUGAAGCCAAAUUAGGGCCACUGGCAGUAUCUACCCCCCCCACCCCCUUCCCGACUGAGAAUAGACCUAACAAACAAUCCUGGAAAUACUUGUUUUUGGUGUACUGUAUAAGUGUUUGAAAUGGGAAAGGCAGAGCUGAAAGAGCUGCUUGUUUGAUCUUCAUGUUGUGGUCUGUCUAGGAACUGGGUGGUAUGUGCCCCUCGCUGCAUUGAGGCAAAAUGGUAAAACAUUUGUAAAGAUCAGAAGGUUUGCACCGGUUCCUCUUUCUAAAUAGCGUCUCUCCGGGCCUACCUACCUUGGACCUCUCAUGCAAACACAGUUUAUUUAUUAAAAGACAAGUUUACCCUAUAAUAGUGACCAUUACACUCUUCUGAUGUUAUGACACUUCUUUUAACGACGUGUCUUUGUAAAAUUGGGAUGCUGUUGAUAUUGAGUAACAACGGAGGUCUCUGUUUAAUCAAUGAAUGAAAGGAACCGGUCUUUGUUUUGUUAGUUAGCAUGUCAGAUGAUCGUACAGGUGGUCAGAGUCCAUGGGAAGUGGACCAUGUAAUGCUGAAGGGACAAAAUAGACCUGCUUUGUCCGUCACGUCUUCACGUCACGAAUCGAUAGGGGGAUUCUCUGUGAAACACAGCUAUUUUAAGUCAUUACGGCAUCAUUUAAAAAAAUAUAUAUAUAUAAUUUGAAGACUUAAAAGAAACUGAAAGCCUAAAGCUGUUUGAAGUAGCAAUACAGAACUACAGAAUAAUGAUGUGAUGUUGCUAAAUUAUGUAAAGAGGAUAUGACAAAACCUUAAUUGCAUCAGUUUUUGUUGAGUGUGUAUGGAUGUGUGCACGUUGUUUGGUUGUCCUUGUGUGUGUUUGAGAUUGUUGUUGUGGGGGGGGGGG